This is a messenger RNA of Capra hircus (goat), 4555 nucleotides long. It is a transcript of the gene LANCL1, whose product is annotated as LanC like 1. Lineage: Eukaryota; Metazoa; Chordata; Mammalia; Artiodactyla; Bovidae. Gene Ontology annotation, biological process: carbohydrate metabolic process; peptide modification. Gene Ontology annotation, cellular component: plasma membrane. Bases 235 to 1434 code for a protein of 399 amino acids. The transcript has 10 exons. The record is from RefSeq and is a predicted model, not a curated record.
GGCUAGAGGCCUUACAGGGCUUUGGGAUCUUGGACGGGCAGUUGCUUGAAAUCGCAAGUGUGAACGUGGGGUGCAAAACGGACCCCCUUCGUCGCGGUGGGUUAGGAGCCCUGGCAGCCCUUUUGCGGAGGUGCCACACCCUGACGGCUGGGCCGCGGGGGGCCAGGGGUCCACUCGAACCGCAAGGACUGCGCAGUGGCCGAGGGACUGGAAGAAAGGCUCGUUUCUGGCAUCAUGGCGCAGAGGGCCUUCCCGAAUCCUUAUGCUGAUUAUAACAAAUCCCUGGCCGAAGGCUACUUUGAUUCUGCUGGGAGGCUGACUCCUGAGUUUUCACAACGCUUGAACAAUAAGAUUCGAGAGCUUCUUCAGCAAAUGGAGAGAGGCCUGAAGUCAGCAGACCCUCGGGAUAGCACUGUUUACACUGGCUGGGCAGGUAUUGCUGUGCUUUACUUACACCUCUACGAUGUGUUCGGGGACCCCACCUACCUACAAAUGGCACAUGGCUACGUCAAGCAAAGCCUGAACUCCUUGAGCAAGCAUUCCAUCACCUUCCUCUGCGGGGACGGGGGACCACUGGCAGUGGCUGCUGUGGUGCAUCACAAAAUGCACAAUGAGAAGCAGGCGGAAGAGUGCAUCACCCGGCUAAUUCACUUAAAUAAGAUUGAUCCCCAUGCUCCAAGUGAAAUGCUCUAUGGACGAAUGGGCUACAUCAGUGCUCUUCUGUUUGUGAAUAAGAACUUUGGAGAGGAAAAGAUUCCUCAGAGCCAUAUUCAGCAGAUUUGUGAAACAGUCUUAACUUCUGGAGAAGACCUAGCUAGAAAGAGAAGGUUCACAGGAAAGACUCCACUGAUGUAUGAAUGGUACCAAGAAUAUUAUGUGGGGGCUGCUCAUGGCCUGGCAGGAAUUUAUUACUACCUGAUGCAGCCCAGCCUUCAAGUGAGCCAUGCGAAGCUACAUAAUUUGGUCAAGCCCAGUGUAGACUAUGUCUGCCAACUGAAAUUCCCUUCAGGCAAUUACCCUCCUUGUGUGGAUGACAGUCGUGAUCUGCUCGUCCACUGGUGCCACGGAGCUCCCGGGGUAAUCUACAUGCUCAUUCAGGCCUAUAAGGUGUUCAAAGAAGAACGGUAUCUCAAUGACGCCUAUCAAUGUGCGGACGUGAUCUGGCAGUACGGCUUGCUGAAGAAGGGGUAUGGGCUGUGCCACGGCACUGCAGGGAAUGCCUACGCCUUCCUGUCGCUGUACAAGCUCACGCAGGAUGCUAAGUACCUGUACAGGGCCUGUAAGUUUGCUGAAUGGUGCUUAGAUUAUGGAGAACACGGAUGCCGGACACCAGACACCCCCUUCUCCCUCUUUGAAGGAAUGGCUGGAACAAUAUAUUUCUUGGCUGAUCUCCUAGUGCCCACAAAAGCCAGGUUCCCUGCAUUUGAACUAUAAAAGGAAAGUUCCCCCUCUGUUGCACCUCUGCAUGCACCUCUAUUAUCAAACCUUCGCUAAAGCAACAAUAGAGUCAAGCUCUGUAUGUAGUUUAGUUGACUGUUUUUUCAGAAUAUGUCUUUAGUUCAGUUCCUUUUUGUUAUUGACUUUUAUUUUAAAAUAUCCAAGGAAAUCUUAAGUAACUUCAGUUUCUCUUAAAGGGAGGGUAGGUGAUAUGUAUAGUACUUUGAGGGCAUAUAUGUAUAUAUUUCAGAACUUAGGGGCAAUUGUAUUCUUACUUAAGCUAUGACUAUAAUCAUCUGUUACUGUUCUAAAAAUAUUUAAAAGAAACUAAAUGUAGAUAAAAACAUGCUGCUUAUUUGAUAUUGCCCUCUACCUAUUCUCUUUAGUAUUUUAAUAACAGUUUUAUGACUUUGCUUUUCUCUAAGUGGUUAUGAAAGGGGACAGAAUUUGAAAAACUGUCAACUGGGCUAGGGACCGAAACACCAUUUUUCAAAUUCACAGUAUUUAUCUAAACUAGAGCUAAACGUACUUUCAAAUUUACCCCUUUUAGGAGAGCAUUCAGGCUCUAUAAUCCAACGCCUUUAUCAAAAACUUCUAAAAUGGGAUGGUCGUUACACGAAAAUUAUGAUUUGAUAGUUAUUUCAAGAUAAGCUAACAAAAAGUUUGUUUUUUUCAGAUAAGCUAAUAUGUUUUGGAAUUACUUAAUAUAAAUGUGUUUCUUCUUUGGAAUUAGUAAGAUCAGGAAAUGAGAUUUCUAUGUGUGAAUAUAUAUGACCCAGGAUUUGAGUCCACCCUUUCUGACUGACCUUCUAAACUUUAGCUUGUGUUUUACUUAUCUUGAAAAGACUAUGCUUUGUAAAGUGUUGCCUGCUUGAUACAAGCCAUGAGAUAUUUUCCUUCCUAUCUAUCUAGAUGUUGGUCUUUUCACUAAAUAGUAAAGCAUUCUACUUGUUUAAAGAGGGGGAGGGAUGCUAUAUGGCAGAAUCGCUAUGCUUUUGAUAGAAAUGCCGUUUAUUGAGACAGUAUUACCCAGUGAUCGUUCUUAGAACAAAUGACUUUUGUCUCUUUGCAUACUCUAGGCUUUAACAGUCAAUUUCUGAGCCCUCAGGAUUGGUUAUUUAUAUGGUAGGUGAAGAAUUCCUGGUGCUUUAAAUUCUGUGCCAAUGUUUUGACUUAGCAGCUCCCAUCCCUCCUUCUUCCAUUGCUGAUUUUCCCAGGCUUGUUUCAUCUUCUCUAUGUAUAUCGACUGAUUUUGAAACAUUUCGCCACUUUAAAAAACAGGGUCUAAGAAUUUUAAAUGUGCCUAUUUCACAACUCUCUCGGUCACAAAAAUAUGCUAUUUUUAACUGGAACUUUGAACCAAAUUCCCACUGAGUGUAUGUUGGUUCCUGUGGGUAGAAAUCCCCUAUUAUUUUCCAUGUAGCACCAAAAUAGCUAAUAUUGUUGGAAACUACCUGACCCUUUAAAGGCCAACGACAGUGGGAUCUAAGACACAGUCCACUGGCUCAAUUCCCAGGAUUAGCUUAUUCUGUGACUUGUGUUAGUGUGAACAACCUUGUGCCUCUCAGAUUUUGAAGUGCUGCUGGUAAGCUGUGGGCCAGCUUUGCCUUUCUCAUGAGCAUGAGCAUUUCAGAGGUGUCAGCAUUCACUGUAAAGCUAAUUUGCCUUUGGAUGGGUGUCCAACUUGAAAGAAUAGAGCCCGUAUGGUUUAGUUAAAUGUCUUACUGUACUCUACCUGCACUUUUAGCUACUGUAUUUACUAACCAAGGGAAAAAGAACAGAAAACACUUCCUACUAACCAGAGGACAGUGAUCACAGUGCUUCACCAAACAUCUUAAUUAGUUUUAACUCCAAAGCAGGAGACCUGGGUUCGAUCCCUGGGUCGGGAAGAUCCCCUGGAGAAGGAAAUGGCAAUCCACUCCAGGACUGUUGCCUGGAAAAUCCCAUGGACAGAGGAGCCUGGACAGUCCAUGGGGUCACAGAGUUGGACACGACUGAGCAACUUCACUUCACUUCACCAGGAAGACAUCAAGGCAGGGAGUAGAACAUUUUGAAUAAGAUUCUUGUUUGUAUUUGGAUUGCAGUUUAGCUACUGUCAUCCAUUAGCAAAUUUAUCAAUAUUGACCUGAUUAAGUUAUCAGUUAUUAAACAGGCAAGAUUUUAUACUUGUGCCAUUGUUUGUUUUAUUUAUGUUUACUAGCUCAGAAAGUUUGAUCGGCUUUUAAACUCAGGCAAAGGGUAUAAUAACCUAACACCAUGGUAGAAACUGAAAUUUUAUACUAGUUUUCUUAGUUUUGAAAGGAAGAGGCAUCAUUUCAGUUCUGUUUCUGUUAUAUCAUUUUUCCCUCAGAUAUUUUUCUCUUUGUUAAAAAAGCAAAACAAAAUGAAAAUUUUCUCAAAAUUGCUUUCCAGAAAACUCAGUAGUAUCUUUUAUCUCUAUGUAAAAACUAGGUAGUAGAACCGUAAAGCUGUGUCAGGCAGUAUCCGUUUAUCCUCCCGUGUGUGUCUGUGAAUGUCACAUCCAUUAUUUACAUCAAUCCUAUUGAUCUGUGGUCCCAUCAAGAAGUCAGCCUUUAAUCCUUAGAGUCAUUUGACUCCCUUUUCAUCUUUGAUGUCAGUUCCAAUUAUUUGGCAUCAAAAGCCUUCACGGUAGGUAGAGUUUUAGGUAAAAGUGGCCAUUUUCUCUCUUUUAUUACAGUGUCCCUGUAUAACUUAAUUGAGAGAUAUGCUUUGCUCAGGUGUCCUCAAGUUAAUUUGUGUCUGAUUUUAUAAUGCCUUGCCUUCUCUUGACUGAAUUUGAAAUACACGAUGAGAAGAUUGAAUAUUUAUUCAUCUACUCUUUCAGCCACUUGAACUCAUUUGUAGUCCUCCUUUAUCCAUGCCGAAUUCUGUCUCCAGUGCUGCCCACCCUAAAUAGGUCAGAGCACCCCACUUCUGUGUUGUUAAGCUGUAGAACUGUUUCUCUCCUACAGGUACAAAACAAAGCGUUUGGGAUAUUCAGGAAUCCUACGCCAAUGUUACAUUGCCAUUUAUUGGAAAGGGCUGGAAUUGUAUGUAUUUCUAUGUUCUAUAAAGGAUUUAUCAUACUGGUUCUCAAUAAAAUUUUAUUACAACCAUC